Ahaetulla prasina is the source of this 747-nucleotide messenger RNA. Its product is annotated as SH3 and multiple ankyrin repeat domains protein 2-like. The record is from RefSeq and is a predicted model, not a curated record. Gene Ontology annotation, cellular component: postsynaptic membrane; dendritic spine; postsynaptic density. The transcript has 6 exons. NCBI's taxonomy places the organism in Eukaryota, Metazoa, Chordata, Lepidosauria, Squamata, Colubridae. Gene Ontology annotation, molecular function: synaptic receptor adaptor activity; ionotropic glutamate receptor binding. Bases 1 to 747 code for a protein of 248 amino acids.
AUGAAGUCUUUGUUAAAUGCCUUAACAAAGAAAGAAGUGCCAUUCAGAGAGGCUCCCACUUAUUCAAACAGACGACGGAAACCUCACAGCACUUUGGCCACACCUCGCCUCUUGCUUCGGUCUAACAGCGAUAACAAUUUGAACGUCAAUCUUCCUGACUGGUCAGCUUCCCCUUUACCCUCUUCACACCGUAGCCUUUCGCCUCACCUAUUCCAACAGAUGCAGAAUAAUCCUAAUGGAACUGUGAAAACUGUGGGAAGUUACACUUCAUCUUCUCGGAGCCGCUCUCCAUCAUUAAAUAGGCUAGGAGAGGAUGCAAAGCGCCAGCAGCAACGGCACAUGAGUGCCAAUUAUAAUCCCAGUGCCAACAAGGACAUUAUAUCUGCUUUGGAUUAUCAGGGUCAAAAACGUAAACUGUAUAGUGCUGUACCUGGAAGACUAUUUAUUGUUGUGAAGCCAUAUCAGCCUCAAGGAGAAGGGGAAAUUCAUUUGCACAAAGGCGACAGGGUAAAAGUUUUGAACAUCGGCGAGGGUGGAUUCUGGGAAGGCAGUACUCGGGGAUAUGUUGGAUGGUUUCCUGCAGAAUGCGUUGAGGAAGUGCAAUAUAAACCAAAUGAAAGUAAACCAGUUUUGAACAUCGGCGAGGGUGGAUUCUGGGAAGGCAGUACUCGGGGAUAUGUUGGAUGGUUUCCUGCAGAAUGCGUUGAGGAAGUGCAAUAUAAACCAAAUGAAAGUAAACCAGGUUAG